Oikopleura dioica is the source of this 1398-nucleotide messenger RNA. The record is from the annotation of a GenBank genome assembly. Lineage: Eukaryota; Metazoa; Chordata; Appendicularia; Copelata; Oikopleuridae.
AUGGUUAUCCUGAAAACAGAGUUCAAAGGCGACCGGAGAAAUAUUCCUCUGGCAAACGAGCAGCUUACCUUUGAUGAUUUACUACUCAUGCUCUGCAGGAUUUACUCAGCAGAUAUUGGAGACGAUGAUGUCGUAAAGUACCUUGACUCUGAAAAUGACUGGAUUACGAUGAACGACACUAAUGAUCUCAGCUUUGCGAUCCAGUUGGCCCAAGAUGACGGAAGAAAGUUCUUGAAGAUUAAAGUCGGUGGUGGAAGCUCCGAUGUUCCAGAAGAUGUUCUCGCUGAUUUACGAUCUAUUCGUGAUGGGGCGAUCGGACUGAUAGGGACUUGUAACAAAUAUUUGAGGAAAUAUCGUCUCACUGGUGCAAAUAGCUCAAAGUCCUCUGCAUCCGAAAGUCUUCCCGUUGUUGCUCCAGAAAGUGUACCCAAACAAGAAGUUGCCGAGCAAUCAUCGGUCCUGGAAUCAACUCCCCAGCCGGAGCCUGAGAAGCCAGAAGUUUCUGAAUUUGAUCCUUACAACCAAACUUCUGUCGAUCGACCAUCGUCCCAAGCCUCCUUCGCCCCUUCCACAGCCUCUUCUUUCCAGCAACAACAGCAGCAGGCUCCACCAACUCCCCAAGCUCCAACGGCUCAAGUUCCAGAGCCAACUCCAGUCCAAGCCGAAGUUCCAGCGCCCGUUCCAGUUGCCCCUUCUCAGUCUACUCUUGAAAGCUCUUUUGCCGAUACUUCCAGCGCGCAAAGUUUUGAGCCAACUCCUGCACAGACAAACUCUAAUCCGUAUGCAGCAUUCAAUUCAUCCGCAAACUCGUCCUCAGCCCCUUCCCCUUUCCCCGGCGGUGACAACCAAAACUCUCUUCAUGGUCAACCCCAAGCGUCUUCACAAGCAUCUGCAUUUCCACCUUCUCAAGUUCAACAAAUUCCACAGUCCGUUGUCGCUCCUCCUAAGGCUCAGCCAGUAGAGAAUCAAGCAAAGCCUCCUCAAGCAGCGCCAACUCCUGUUCAGCCUCCAGCUUCUGGAGCAGGGGCGUACUUCUACGGACAAGAAGCUGCUAAGCAACAAACACCCGUUUCUCAACAGCAGCAACAACCCCCGGCAGUGAGCCAACAGCAACAAUUGUAUCAGCAACAACAACAAGCGUACCAGCAACAAUAUCAACAGUACUAUGCUCAGCAACAGCAGCAGCAACAACAGCAACAACAAAAUGGUUAUCCACAGGCUUCCCAAGCGCAACAACAGCCAAAUAUGGGAUAUCAGCAGCAAUACGCUGCUCCACAAGCUUCGGCCGGACCCCCACCAUCUGCAGCACCUCCAUCAGGACCACCAAUGGGCGCCCCUGCCGGUGGAUACAGACUAAACCGAGGCUCAAGAAACGUACGACCCGGCUAUCCGCAAUAA